Messenger RNA from Drosophila elegans, 4922 nucleotides. Its product is annotated as ATP-binding cassette sub-family C member 10. Gene Ontology annotation, molecular function: ATP hydrolysis activity; ABC-type transporter activity; ATP binding. Gene Ontology annotation, cellular component: membrane. NCBI's taxonomy places the organism in Eukaryota, Metazoa, Arthropoda, Insecta, Diptera, Drosophilidae. The transcript is spliced from 5 exons. Bases 175 to 4638 code for a protein of 1487 amino acids. Gene Ontology annotation, biological process: transmembrane transport. The record is from RefSeq and is a predicted model, not a curated record.
GCCGCUGUAUUUUCAUUACGAACUUUAUCAGAAGUCGAAUUGUUGUGUUUAUCGCUUUGUUUAACGCCACUCUCGGUGGUUCAGCUGUGGUGCAAAUGUGCAGCCAGCGAUGACUAAUUAAUCAAAACUAGCGCGGAACACCGAGGAAUCCCCCCGUAGAAGAGUUCGAUCAAGAUGUCGACUAUUGAUUGGGGCGACUUCGCCUGGAACUGGACGCAAUUCUGUCCCACGGGACUGAAGCCGUUCGCCAACGAGACCAACGAUCUGCUGCCCUGCUUCCAGAAGAUCCUGCUCCAGCUGCCCAUCUACACGAUCUUCGCCGCCAUAUCCGCCUACAAUUUCGGCAAUCAGUCGCGGCCCGUCGUCCGCAAUGGACUGCAACUGCGGAUGUUGUACAUCCGGGCCUUCCUAGCCAUCGUACUGGCCCUGCUCCCGGUGGCCAAGGUGUUCGCCUUCCACCAGCAGGGCGUUGAACUCUACGCCGUCGAUCUGCUAGUGGUUAGUGCCGAGUGCAUUAUGUGGGUGGUUCACAGCGGUUUCCUACUGACGGCCCGUCAAUAUGGAGAGCUUAGUCAUCGCGGAUCGCUGCUAAUCAAUGUCGUUUGGCUGACAGUGGUGGUUCUGGAUGGGGUUUGGUUGCGGACGAGUCGCCACUUCGAUUGGUGGCCCUGGAGCCUGGCCACGCUGCUCUGUGAUGUGUUAUUUGGAGCCACCUUGAUACCCAAAGGAAGUGCUGUUUAUUCCAGUCUGCCCAGAGGAGGAGCAUCCGGCAGAGAGGAUGAAGCUCUGCUAACCCAGCGAUAUACCUAUUUCCAUUUCGACCUGAAUGAGAGCCACUUGGGUCAUGCCCAGGAUGAGGCUAACUUGGGAUCGCGAUUCCUCUUCCAAUGGGUACAGCCCCUAAUCUCCAAGGGAGUGGCUGGAAAGCUGAGAAAGAUUGAGGAUCUGUUUGAUCUCCCUGACGCACUGAAUAUCACGCGAUUGAGCGAAAGGUUGCACUUGGCUCUGUCCCAAUCGCAGAGUUUAUGGAGAGCACUGCACAGAUGCUUCGGAGUGGAGUUUUAUCUCAUUGGAAUCCUUAGACUAAUCGCCGAUCUGAGUGGCUUUGCAGGGCCUCUGCUGCUCGGGGGACUUCUCAGACAGGAUCACACGGACCCCAACCAGGUGUACUACUAUGCCUUGGGACUAUUUGGCAGCACCUUGCUGUCGGCUGUUUGUGCCACCCAUUUUGACUGGCGCAUGGCCAUGGUUUCCAUGAAAAUGCGAGUGGGAGUGGUGAACUCCAUAUACAGGAAAGCACUGGAGGCGAGAGGCUUAAAGGAAUCCAAACCAGAUAUGCUCAAUCUCAUGUCAACGGAUACGGACAGGAUUGUGAACUCUUGCAUCAGUUUCCACUUCUUCUGGAGCAUUCCCUUCAAGCUCUUCACCACAUUGUACCUGUUGUAUCUUCAGUUGGGAGCCGCCUUUCUGGCGGGAGUAAUGUUUGCCGCCCUAUUGAUUCCCAUCAACAGAUGGCUUGCCAAACGAAUUGGCAUAUAUUCAAGUGGCUUGAUGACGGCCAAGGAUGCCAGGCUGUCUGCUACCACGGAGACAAUGCAGGGAGCCAAACAGAUCAAGAUCAAUGCCUGGGAGGAUAUAUUCAUUACCAAGAUUCGAGGACUGCGACAGAAGGAGCUGCGUUUCUUGUCGAAGAGGAAAUACCUGGAUGCCAUGUGCGUUUACUUUUGGGCCACCACUCCGGUGCUAAUGUGCCUGCUUACUUUCGGAGUAUCCGUUCUGAUGGGCAAUCAGUUGAUAGCUUCAACGACCUACACCAGUGUGGCCUUGCUUUACAUGCUCAUUGGCCCUCUGAAUGCCUUUCCAUGGGUGCUCAAUGGUUUAAUCGAAGCCUGGGUAUCCAUUAAGAGAGUGCAACAACUGAUGGAUGUGCCCAACUUGGACUACUCCUCCUACUACAAUCCCAUAAUGAGAGGAAGCGGAGGAUCGGGAGGAGCAGGAGACGAUGCCCCCUUGGAUGCUCCCAAAGCCAGUGUGCUGCAGAUGAAGUGCGCUAGUUUCUGUCACGACGGUGAUGAGAGCACAUCACCCACUUCUUUCCGCUUAAAAGAUAUAAACGUGGAUAUAAAAACGGGUCAGCUCGUUUGCAUCGAAGGUCCGGUGGGAGGUGGUAAGAGCAGCUUUCUAUCCGCCAUAGUAGCUAAUCUACAGUGCAUCGAUGGCGAGGUCUGCGUCCAGGAACUGACCACCGGAUUUGGCUACGUACCGCAGUCACCAUGGCUACAAAGGGGAACCAUCAGGGAUAACAUCGUUUGGGGCGCUCAGUUUGAUGAGCAGUGGUAUAAAACUGUCCUGCAUGCGUGUGCUUUGGAGGAGGAUCUCCAGAUCCUUGGAGGUGAUCUCGUUGGCGUGGGUGAGAACGGCAGAACCCUUUCCGGAGGUCAGAGGGCAAGAGUUGCAUUGGCUAGAGCUGUUUAUCAGGAUAAGAAAGUUUACCUUCUGGACGAUGUGCUCUCCGCUUUGGAUGCCCAUGUGGCCAGACACAUUAUCAAGCACUGCAUUCUGCGGCUGCUUAAGCACAAAACCCGCAUUGUGGUCACACGAAGCAUCCAGUUGUUCUUUAACGCCAAUCAGAUUCUCCAGGUGAAGGAUGGUCAACUUCUACCCAGUGAAUACAUGACCCAGAGCAUUGAUCUAAGUCUGGACGAAGAAGUGGAUGAUGACCAGGACGAAGCAGUUAGGCGACGUUCAGUGGAGUUGUCCAACCAGGAUGACAAGAAGAGUGUGGAUAGUCUGCUUUUGGAGGAAUCCCGAGAGUACGGACAUCUUUCAGGGAAUGUUUUCGCCUGCUACUGGAAGGCAGUGACUUCUCCACUGGCCAUUACUGUAUUGCUGUCUGUAUUGCUCAUGCAAUUGACGAGGAAUCUAAGUGAUGCCUGGCUGGCUUAUUGGGUCACAGAAACAACUUUGGAUCCUCAUCAAAAUGAUACUUCACUGGCGCAUGAAUUGCUGGGAUCUGCGAUGGGAAAUGAAACGGGAUCGGGACACACGACAGGAUUCUAUCUGAGCAUAUUCACAGCCAUCGCAGUGAGCAAUUCCUUGGUGACCCUGGCAAGGGCGUUUCUCUUUGCUUAUGCUGGCAUAAAGGCAGCCAUCUUUAUGCACGAGAAGCUCUUGAAGAAGGUCAUGUUUGCCAAGUUCAAUUUCUUCGACAUCACCUCUGUGGGUCGCAUUCUGAAUCGUUUUUCAUCGGAUACCAACACGGUGGACGACUCCCUGCCCUUCAUUUUGAAUAUUCUGUUGGCGCAACUUGCCGGCUUAGUGGGAGCUCUCUGUGUCAGUCUGUAUGCGAUGCCUUGGCUGGGUCUGGUGAUCAUUCCAAUGGUACCGAUCUACCUGAAUCUACAGCAGCGCUAUCGCCACGCCUCGCGGGACAUCAAACGGCUAUCGAGCAAUGCCAUGUCACCGCUCUACACGCAAUUCACGGAGACACUUCAGGGAUUGACGACGAUAAGGAGUAUGCGUGCUAGUCCGAGAUUCCAAAGGGAUUUCCAAGUGAAGCUCGAGGAGAGCAUUAAGGCUCAGUUGACACAAUCGGCUGCUCAGCAGUGGUUAGCUCUUCGCCUGCAGUUGCUGGGAACACUUCUGGUUGGUGGUGCAGGUCUCCUGGCAGCAAUUACCGCCUCGCACACCACCAAUCCUGGCUUGGUGGGACUCUGCAUCUCCUAUGCUCUCUCCAUAACUGGUCAACUGGGUGAUCUUCUGCAUGCUGUGGCUGAAACGGAGCAGGAAUUGGUCGCAGUGGAGCGCAUAGACCAGUAUCUUCAGUUGGAUGAAGAGCAGAAUGCCUCCGGCAGCGCUGAUCCUCCAUUUGGAUGGCCCACCCAAGGAGUUCUGAGUUUCCGAGAAGUACAGCUCAGUUAUAGAGAGCACUUGGUACCGGCUUUAAAAGGUAUAACCUUCCAAACGGAGGCCUUCGAGCGGAUUGGCAUCGUGGGACGCACUGGAGCUGGCAAAACAUCUGUACUAGCUGCCCUCCUGCGAGUGGCACCUUUGUCGCAAGGAGAGAUUCGAUUGGACCAGGUCAAUCUCAAAACUCUGGCUUUGAGUGUCCUUAGGGAACGGAUAGGUGUUAUCACCCAGGAGCCCUUCCUCUUCGAAGGCACUGUGCGCGAAAACCUGGAUCCGCGCCAUAGCUUCUACGACUCGGAGAUUUGGAACGCCAUUAAAAACUCGGCGGCGGCCACUCUGCUCGUCCAGCAGUUGGGCGGACUGGAUGGCCAAGUGGAGGCAUGUGGCAACAACCUCUCCGCUGGACAAAGGCAACUCCUUUGCUUGGCGAGGGCGCUGCUCAAAAACGCCAAGGUGGUGGCCAUCGAUGAGGGUACUUCCAACCUGGACGAUGAAUCCGAUUUGAGCAUUCAGCAGGCCUUAAGGAAUGCCUUCAAGAGUUGCACUCUGCUUUUCAUUGCCCACCGGCUGCGGGGACUUCACGCCAUGGAUCGGAUAAUAGUGCUGGAUGAUGGACGGAUUUGUGAGGAAGGCAAACCCAAAGAUCUGGCCUCCAAUAGCUCAACCAUUUUUCAUGGAAUGCUACUCGCCCAGGACAUUAAUCCAGAGGAUUUCUCCAGACCGAACUAGCACUAAGUAUAGACUAUAAAGAUCCAAUUGUAUAUAAGUCAAUUGUUAUGAUUUAAUUUAUUGUCCUUCUUUUAAUUUGUAUUUUGUACUUGUGUUCCUAACUUAUGAUUCCAUUUUGAGUUUACUUAACAAAUAACAAACGAAAACUAACAUCCAUUGUUCUAGCUUUAUUUAAUUGUACAAAUAUGAAUUUGAUUGACAAGCUAUUUUUGUAGUGAAGAGUAGUUAGCUCCGUACAAAGUUGUUACGCUAAAACAAAUAUAUAUAUAUUGUAUUAUAAAAUA